CAGGCUGUAUGCAGCGUUUGCCGCUCAGGUACUGGAGCCCUGUACCUUCUGUGUGAGUGAACACCUUGAAGAGAAUUAUGGGUGGAAAUUCAGACCCUGCAAACCUGUAAGAAGAAAGUUAAGAAUACAAAAACGGUCUUUUGCACAUGCGCAAAUUGAAAAUUCCUUCUGCGAAAUCUAAAAUGGAGGCAGACGAAAGCAGAGCUUAAUGCGGAGAUCAACAUUCUGAAGAUUCGGUGUUCAUCAUCAACAUUUUGAAUUUACACCAUAGUGAUUUGUCGUCAUAGUGCACCUGUGAGGAUCAGCAUUCACCGCUUCACAAUGCGCUUCAAGACGUCACUUGCUAAAGAUGCCAAACAUUCAGAGCUUGUGAGCUGUGUCGCCUGGACCACAUCCGAAGAGCUCUACUCCUGCAGUGACGACCACACAAUCCUGCGAUGGAAACUGCUCUCUGACGAAACCACAACCCUUGCCAAACUACCCAGUGAUGUCUAUGCUACAGACAUCCACUUCUUCCCCAAGGGGUUGGGAGGAAAAACCAAACAGCCUCAGGCUGAUGUGUUUGUACUGACCUCCACGGAUGGAAAAUUCCUCUUGAUCUCCAAGUCUGGGCGUGUGGAGAAGUCGGUGGAUGCACACCGGGGCGCAGUCCUGUCCGGCCGUUGGAGUUAUGAUGGGACCGCUAUGGCCACCGCUGGGGAGGAUGGACAGGUCAAGAUAUGGUCUCGCAGUGGAAUGCUGCGCUCAACGUUAGCACAAACAGGUUCUCCAGUGUAUUCGAUAGGAUGGUCACCAGACUCUGACCAAGUGUUGUUCACAAACGGCAAGCAGCUCAUCAUAAAGUCAAUGCAGGCAAACGCCAAGCCUAUACAGUGGAAGGCACACGAGGGGGUGAUCCUGAAGGUGGACUGGAAUCCCGUCAACAACCUGAUCCUAUCUGGAGCAGAGGACUGCCGGUACAAGGUCUGGGAUUCCUAUGGUAGGCAGAUGUAUAGCAGUCAUCCGCAUGAGUAUCCUAUAGUCUCCGUGUCAUGGGCCCCAGACGGCCAGCUGUUUGCCAUUGGCUCGUUCAACACGUUACGACUGUGCGACAAGAGUGGGUGGUCAUAUGCUUUGGAGAAGCCCAACACAGGCAGCCUGUUCUGCAUAGCGUGGAGUGGGGACGGCACCCAAGUAGCUGGGGCCUGUGGCAAUGGACACGUCAUCUUUGCUCAAGUUAUCGAAAGACGUCUGGAAUGGAAGAACUUUGAGGUGGUAGUCAUCUCCAGGAAGACGAUCCACGUCAGGAACGUGACCAACGAUGCCAAGGAGAAGCUGGAGUUCAGAGAUCGCAUCAUCAAGACCUCCAUCGGCUUUGACCAUCUGGUAGUGGCCACAUCCUCACAGUGCUAUGUCUACAGUACCAAGAAUUGGAAUACCCCAAUGAUCUUUGACCUCAAGGAAGGCACAGUGACUCUAAUUGUGCAGGCAGAAAAGCAUUUUGCAAUAGUGGACAGUGCUGGAAUUCAUCUGUACACAUAUGAGGGUCGCCUUCUCUCAUCGCCCAAGUUCCCUGGGAUGCAUUCUGAGACACUGAGCGCCCAGUCCCUGUGUGUCAGCAAUGACACCGUGGCAGUCCGGGAUAAGUCAGACGAGAAGCUGGUUCAUCUCUUUGACUCUGCCACCAGCCGGCAAGUUGACAAUAAGCCGCUCGCUCACAAGCUUGAGAUCGUUGAGAUAGCCAUGGACCAGUGUGGGCCAGCCAGUGACAGACAUCUCGCCAUUGUAGACAAGAAUCGUGAUUUGUAUCUCAGCACGGUGCGCAACGUGGGCAAACCACCCAAGAUUGUCAAACUUGGUAAUAUGAUCUCCAGCCUUGCCGUUAACGACGGCACCAACAUGCUGGCAGCCCUGCAGGAUAGCAAGUUGACAGUCUGGUUCUAUCCCAGCGUAGCCUACGUAGACCGGGAACUCCUGCCGCUCACUAUCAUGGUCAAAGAUGCAAGUGAGUUUGGCAAGAAUCCACAGAUUGUUGAUUUCCUGGGCAAUCACCUGACCAUCCGGCGAGCUGAUGGAGCCCUGGUCAGUACAGGCAUCUCCCCCUAUCCAGCCAUGCUCCAUGACCUGGUCAACAGCAGUCGAUGGGAGGAUGCAGUCAGACUCUGUAGAUUUGUCAAGGACCAAGCUCUGUGGGCGUGUCUCGCUGCCAUGGCCUCCUAUGCCAAGGAACUCAACACAGCCGAGGUGGCUUAUGCGGCCAUAGAUGCUGCUGACAAGGUCCAGUACAUUCUAUACAUCAAGGAGCUGCCCCUGAAGGACGUACGUAAUGCAGAGAUGGCGCUAUUCUGUGGCAACUCCCAGGAUGCGGAGGGCAUCCUGCUGCAAGCGGGACUUGUCUUCAGGGCUAUCAUGAUGAACAUCAGUCUGUACAACUGGGAUAGAGCCCUCGAGCUAGCUGUGAAGCAUAAGACUCACGUGGACACCGUCUUGGCCCAUCGGCAACAGUUCCUGGACAGCUUUGAGAAGAAGGAGACCAACAAACGCUUCUUGCAGUAUGCCAGUGGGGUUGAGGUAGACUGGGACAAGAUUCAAACCAAGAUGGAGACGGAAUACCAGAAGGAGAGAGAGAAUCCUAACGCUAAGCCAUACAGCAAGUAGACCCUCCGCACCCUAACCACAUUCCACCAUUAUUACCACUUACCCUGAAAGGCAUAUAGGAUCAUUUGCGUUAAAUACAUUUUGUUCAUUUCCAUACACCACUCAAAAUCCAAAGGAGAAUGUCCAAAACCCAAAUCGUUCAAGUCUCAGCUCGGUGAAUAUUACACAUUUUGAGAAGAAUAGUGAAAAAUCAUGCACAACCAUCUUUUGAUAACGAUACACAAUUUCAUCAGUUGCACUUUUUAUUCCAAAAAUCAGUCAUCUGACUGAUCCUAAGAAACCACCUUCAUUUUGUGAUAUCUUCUAAAUGACAGCAUGCCAGACGGAAUCAUUUCACGGGUGUUUUGUGCUAGUUUGAUCUUUAAUCCAAGUAAGCUUUUUGAUAAUAAUUUAGUAGGUUACAUUUGGAAGAAAUGCAACUGAUCCUAUUUAUGCCUUGAGAGCAUGUGUUCUUUGUGCCAUAUGCAGGUGUACACAUGCAACCAUGCACAAAUUUUUCUUUUUCAGUAGCAGGUGAAUUCAUUUUUAUGACUAUUUUAGUGGUUUCGAUGGAAUCAUUGCAAAACACAGGUUCUCAGAGUCUUUCCCUUAAAUUAAAAUCAUCCAAAUUAUACAUUUGAAGAAGAAAAAUGGUUGGGGGGAAAAGGGUAUGAAUGGAUUUAACCAGUGAUCUUUUGAUCCAUAGUGAACGUCACUAUUAACUACUGUUGUAGCUUGAUGACGUCCCUUCAAUUCUCCAGAAAUUGUGUAAGCAUCAUUCUUGUUCAUGAGUAAACAUCAAAAGUACCGAAUUAUACAUGAAAAUGGAUUCAACCGCCUGCGCCAGAAUGGCGGCAUCAAGCUGUAUACUCCCCAGGGAGCUGAGAUGGUAUUUGGAAUGUUUCAUGGGCCCAAUGAGCAGGGUUAAUGAUGCUGUAGCAACUUGAACACCUGUCCAUUAUAAAUACCAACUAUUAUUAUUAUAGCACAUGGUGUGCUCUUUGAAGGGUGCCAUCUUUUGUUCAUACAGAGAGAAUAUAUUGUCAUUCCGUAAAAAUAGUAAAUGUAUAUUACCUGGGCAAGAGGUUCCUUUGGCCAAAAUCUGGUUUUUCAUUUGCGCUUAAACCAGUUGAUACUAAGCAACAAUUUUUGCUGCUACUUCAAAGAAAUGAUUGUGUUAUUACAAUUUGGAACCCUUUUUUUUUUGAUACUGUAAAAUGUAUUUUUAAUUUGUUUUUGUUUGUGUGAAAGUUUUAGACGGAUCACUAGUUUGUAAAAUUCAAAGUUAUUAAAUUUGUAAAUAGUGUAAGACUG
Molecule: messenger RNA, 3930 nt
Organism: Patiria miniata (bat star)
Lineage: Eukaryota; Metazoa; Echinodermata; Asteroidea; Valvatida; Asterinidae
Gene: ift80
Product: intraflagellar transport protein 80 homolog
Exons: 19
Coding region: 322-2637 (771 amino acids)
Biological process (GO): cilium assembly
Cellular component (GO): centrosome; intraciliary transport particle B; cilium
Molecular function (GO): protein binding
Source: RefSeq, a predicted model, not a curated record